Messenger RNA from Musca domestica (house fly), 5653 nucleotides. RefSeq names its product toll-like receptor 7 (gene Toll-7). Gene Ontology annotation, molecular function: protein binding. Lineage: Eukaryota; Metazoa; Arthropoda; Insecta; Diptera; Muscidae. The transcript has a single exon. Gene Ontology annotation, biological process: signal transduction. The record is from RefSeq and is a predicted model, not a curated record. Bases 1011 to 5498 code for a protein of 1495 amino acids.
CGAGUGUAAAUUGAACACACUCACCGACACACAAACACUCAUUUUUCCACUGCCAACGAAGUCGUUGUCUCUGCCACUGGAGUUGUGGCAAGAACUGAACCAUUCACAUGGGCAUGGACUUGAUGUUUGUUUGAAUUUUUCAAAAAUCAGUUCGAGUCCGAGCAUCUAAAAGAGCGGACGUGUGAUGACGCGCAAAAUUUUUUCGGUUUUGAAAAACGUUCGUUGAUUUCUUGUCCAGAGUGGAAGUAAUGAAAAAAUCGGUUUUUUCUGUUUGUAGAACUAACAACUUCGACAUCGUGUAAAGCAUGAAAGAACCCCAAAUACAAGCAAAACACACAACAGAGUGGUGUAUAGAAAAAGGAAAAGCGAAAAAACGAAUGUGAAAAAGUAAUAGAAAACGACUUCAGCAAACGACGACUACGACGACAAAUGGGGAAAAUUUGUGAAAAACCGAAAAACGGAAUAUAAAGAAGAAAAAAAAUAAAAGAAAUCUAAACGAAGUUAAAAUUGAAGAAAUUCGAAACGAAGAGGAAAAUACAAACGAAACAAGUGAACGUUGGAUAAUAAACGCCUGGGUGAAAAAGUCCCGUAAAAUAAAGAAAAUAUAUAUUGGUUUGACAAAAAUAUUGAAAUUGAAAAAUUCAAGUGAUAUAUAAAGUUCGGAGAACAACGCCUCUGAGAAAAGUGAAGUUGUGCAGGAAGAAAAUGUUGCAAACCGAACAUUUGGCCAAACACUAGUGUAAAUGUUUGAGAGUGUGUUAUAGUGAAGUUCUCGUCCCCCACCUACGUACACACACACGCACAUAGCAAAAACAAAGUCAAGAGGCAUAAAACCUCUUUAAUGUAACACAAGAAAAUGUUGAAAAAAAUGUUGAAAUUUCUAAAAACCCAAAAAAUUUGAAAAGUGAAGAAAAUAAACGAAAAAAAUCGGAAAGCAAGAAAAAUCCCCACCCUACUCCUCCACAACUCCUGGGAACACCAAUACCACCACCAUAGUAAUCUGGCAAAUCAUGCUGGACUUUAGAAAAUCGUUCAAUAUGGGCAAUUGGAUAUGCUGCCUGCUGCAACGAUAUCUAUGGACUUCGAUUCUGCUGCUGGCACUGCACAUGGAAUAUUUUAGUGCAGCAGUGGCAGCAUCUUCAAAUCUUGGUCAAGUAGCUGCUCUGGCCAGUGGCACAUCCGCUGAACAACAACAGCAACAACAAUUGGCACCAUCAACAUUGCCCCAACCGGCCACAAAUCAGUGUUCCUGGCAGUACAAUGGCACCACAUCGGUUAAGUGUAAUUUACGUCUCAUUGAACGUUCGCUGGCAUUGGAUUUACAAGGUGCUGAUGGUUUCAGCCAACUGGAGAUAAGAUGCAGUGAUUUGUAUUUAUUCGAAUCCCAGUUGCCCCAGGCGGCAUUUGCUCGACUACAGACACUGGAUGAACUGAGACUGACGUCAUGCAAACUUCUGCAGCUACCCAACAAUGCCUUUGAGGGUUUGAAUACUGUCAAGACUUUGGUCAUCAAUACCCACAACUCAGAGUGGGGACCCAGCAAGACAUUGGAACUGUUUCCUGACUCCUUAAAUGGCCUGAAACAAUUGACGGAGCUGCAUUUGUCGGAUAACAAUUUAAGGGCCCUGCCUCCAGGAUUCCUGUGUCCUGUGGGGAAUUUACAAGUCUUGAAUUUGACCCGCAAUCGCAUUAGGGCUGCCGAGAAUCUGGGUUUUGCCGACAUGAAUUGUAAUGGAGGCAGUGAGCUGCAAACCCUGGAUGCCAGUUUCAAUGAGUUGCGAUCCAUUACCGAAUCAUGGGGCAUUUCCAGGCUAAGACGUCUGCAGCAUUUGAAUUUGCAAAACAACAAUAUCUCGGAGUUAUCUGGAGAAGCCUUGGCUGGCCUGUCAUCUUUGAGGAUUGUCAAUUUGAGUAACAACCAUUUGGAAACCCUGCCGGAGGGGUUGUUUGCCGGCUCCAAGGAGCUAAGGGAAAUUCAUUUGAAAAACAAUGAACUCUAUGAGCUACCCAAGGGAUUGUUUCAUCGUCUGGAGCAAUUACUGGUGGUGGACUUGUCCGGCAACCAAUUGACCUCCAAUCACAUUGACAACACCACCUUUGCAGGACUGAUAAGAUUAAUUGAACUAAACCUGGCCCACAAUGCCUUGACACGCAUUGACUAUCGCACCUUCAAGGAAUUGUAUUUCCUGCAAAAUCUGAAUCUUCGCAACAACUCCAUUGGCCACAUUGAGGAAGAUGCCUUUUUGCCUCUGUACAACCUGCACACCUUGAAUUUGGCAGAGAAUCGUCUACACACCCUGGAUGACAAGCUCUUCAAUGGCCUCUAUGUACUCUCCAAGCUGACGCUGAACAAUAAUCUCAUUUCCGUCAUUGAAUCGAAUGUCUUCAAAAAUUGCUCCGAUCUCAAGGAACUGGAUUUGAGCUCCAAUCAACUCAACGAAGUUCCACGUGCCAUACAAGAUCUCAGCAUGCUGAGAACCCUGGAUUUGGGUGAAAAUCAAAUUCGUACCAUCGACAAUGAUAGCUUCAAGAAUCUACAUCAGCUGACCGGUUUGCGUUUGAUUGACAAUCAAAUUGGCAAUAUCUCAGUGGGCAUGUUUGCCGAUCUCUCACGUUUGAGUGUUUUGAAUUUGGCCAAAAAUCGCAUACAGAGCAUUGAACGAGGCUCGUUUGAUAAAAACUAUGAGUUGGAGGCCAUAAGGCUGGAUCGAAAUUUUGUCUCCGACAUAAAUGGUGUAUUUGCCACCCUAAUGUCAUUGUUGUGGUUGAAUUUGUCGGAAAAUCAUUUGGUUUGGUUCGAUUAUGCCUUCAUACCGGCCAAUCUCAAAUGGUUGGAUAUCCAUGGCAAUUACAUUGAGUCGCUGGGAAAUUACUACAAAUUGCAAGAGGAAAUUCGUGUGAAAACUUUGGAUGCCAGUCACAAUCGCAUUACCGAAAUUGGUCCCAUGUCCAUACCGAACACGGUGGAGCUGCUGUUUAUCAACAACAAUUUGAUUGCAACCAUACACCCGAAUACAUUUGUGGACAAAGUGAAUUUGGCUCGUGUCGAUUUGUAUGCUAAUGCCUUGGCCAAGUUGCAAUUGCAGCAGCUGCGUGUGGCUCCAGUGGGUCCAUUGAAAUCGCUGCCAGAAUUUUAUUUGGGCGGCAAUCCGUUCGAGUGUGACUGCACCAUGGAUUGGUUGCAGCGCAUCAACAACCUGACCACCAGACAACAUCCGCGGGUCAUGGAUUCCCACAACAUUGAGUGUGUGAUGCCCCAUGCUCGUGGAGCUCCGGUAAGGCCAUUGGCCUCGCUCAAGUCACAAGACUUCCUUUGCCGCUAUGACUCGCACUGCUUUGCCCUGUGUCAUUGCUGUGAUUUUGAUGCCUGUGAUUGCGAGAUGACAUGUCCCAACAAUUGCACAUGCUAUCAUGAUCAAAUAUGGUCCACGAAUGUGGUGGACUGUGGCGGCCAACAGACAAUGGAACUGCCGCGUCGUGUACCCAUGGACUCGAGUGUCGUGUACCUGGAUGGCAAUAACUUUCCCGUUCUCAAGAAUCAUGCCUUCAUCGGCCGCAAGAACCUCAAGUCAUUGUUUGUGAAUGCCAGUCGUGUGGCCAGCAUACAGAAUCGCACCUUUGCCGGCCUCAUCUCGCUGCAGAUAUUGCAUUUGGAGGACAAUCUAAUGCAAACGUUGCAAGGCUAUGAAUUUGAGCAUUUGUCAGCUUUGCGUGAGCUCUACCUGCACAACAACCUGUUGACAUCCAUUGAGAAUGCCACACUGGCUCCACUGCAGUCGCUGGAGGUGCUACGCCUGGAUGGCAAUCGUUUGGUGACUCUGCCCAUAUGGCAAUUGCAGCUGCCGCAAUUUCGGGCGCUACGCACCAUUGGCUUGGGGCGUAAUCACUGGUCAUGUCGCUGCAAGUUUUUGCAAGAGUUGACCUCAUAUGUGGCUGACAAUGCGUUGAUAGUACAAGAUUCCCAGGAUAUCUUUUGCAUGGAAGAUGCCAGCCCGGGCAGCAGUGGCGGCAGUGACAUUGGUGUUACCAGCUAUGGCAGCCGAAAACGUGAAUUGGAUUUUAAUGUCACAGCCGCCUGCAGUGACUAUUAUGCUGGCGGUUCGAUGCUGCAACAUGGCAUCCCAAAAACGUACAUACCAUUAUUGGCAGCUGCCCUGGCUCUGGUCUUCCUUCUCAUUGUUGUCAUCAUCAUUUUUGUGUUUCGUGAGUCGUUACGUAUUUGGCUAUUCGCCCAUUAUGGUGUGCGUGUAUUUGGGCCACGCUGCGAAGAGUCUGAGAAGCUGUACGAUGCCAUACUCCUACAUUCGGCCAAAGAUUCCGAGUUUGUGGGCCAAUAUUUGGUGGCCGAAUUGGAGACGGGUCGGCCGCCUCUGCGUAUUUGCCUGCAACAUCGCGAUUUGUCCCACGAUGCCACACACUAUCAAAUUCUGGAGGCAUCACGUGUCUCGCGUCGAGUGGUGAUAUUGUUGACAAGGAAUUUCCUGCAAACCGAAUGGUCUCGCUGUGAGCUGAGGCGGGCACUGCAUGAUGCGCUAAGGGGAAGGCCCCAAAAAUUGGUGCUAAUCGAAGAGCCAGAGGCCAUAUUUGAGGCGGAGAAUGAUAUUGAACUACUGCCCUAUUUGAAGACCACGGCUGUUCAUCACAUACGACGAGGUGAUAGACAUUUUUGGGAAAAGCUACGCUAUGCCCUGCCGGUUGAUUAUCGCAGUGGCAAUAACUAUACACUGGAUCAUAAUCAUGAACGUAUCAAGCAGCCAGCCAGUCCUGGUAUUUUAUAUAGGCCUGCCCCUCCUCCCGCCUAUUGUCCUGAGGGAGAAGGAGAGCAGCACUAUUCAUCGGCCACCACAGCCACACCCUCGCCCAGGCCACAGCGAAGAGGUGCAGAGCACACGGGUACUCUACAUCAUGUGCAGGCGACCGGCACCCAUCUACAUCCCAAUGCAGUGGCUCAACAAACUACAGCAGCAGCUGCAGCAGCAACAACCACAGCUGCCCAGUAUUAUCAUCAGCAUGCCAGCGGGGGUGGUGGUGGUGUUCCAAUGGGUUGGACCCGACCACCCUCGGAACACAUUUAUUCCAGUAUUGAAUCGGACUAUUCAACACUGGACAAUGAGCAAAUGUUGAUGAUGCCACCAGCCUCGCCUUCACCAUCGGGGCAGCAGGUUAUGCAGGGCAUAAAUAGUCUGCAUCGAAGCAUGCAUCAUCCUCAACAGCAGCAGCAGCAUCAUCCAAAUAUGUCGCAAACAUGGCGGCCCCAACAAAUUCCCAAACAACAACACCAGCAGCAAAGGGUUAUCAGUGGUGAUCACAGUGGCGCCCAAACCCUGCAACAUGUACAGCAGCAGCAGCAGCAGCAACAACAACAGCAAAUGGUAGCCAGCAAUAAUCCCACAGCAGCUGCAGCAGCACCCCUAGCCGCUUCGUCGCAGGCCAGCAACAACCAAACAAUACAGCCUGGCCAGCAGCAAGGACCCCAUGUGCAGGCGUAUUUAGUGUAAUUCUAUUUCCAUAAAUUUUUAUUUAACACUAAACUAAAAAAAAAACGGCAAAACAACAACAACAGCAAACAAACCAACAAAAAUGUGUCCCCUAAAAGAAAAAAUGAGGAAAAAAUAAAACUCCCCAAUUUUAAUAGUCAUAGUGCAAAAUAAAU